Guillardia theta CCMP2712 is the source of this 651-nucleotide messenger RNA. RefSeq lists its product as hypothetical. The record is from RefSeq and is a predicted model, not a curated record. The transcript is spliced from 5 exons. The coding region runs from base 1 to 651 and encodes 216 amino acids. Lineage: Eukaryota; Cryptophyceae; Pyrenomonadales; Geminigeraceae.
AUGGCGACAAAGGCGGGAUUCGUUCGUUUACUGGGCGCGUGCGCCAUGCUCGCGCUACCGACAUGCUCAUUGUACCUUGAAUCAGACACUGCUUCCUCACAUUCCACACACACAAGAAACCUUGCGUUCAUCCAGCCUUGUUCUCCAAGGUUAUCCAGACAUAGAGCAGGGCGGGAAGCUAUUUCAAAGAGCGCAGGGGCAGAGACAUGCAUGUUGAGCGGAAGACAUCUUGGACCCACCAUCGACGAGAUCAGAGAGAUUCGCUUUCAGGAAGAGAAGCAGAUCCAAGCGUCGAAGUUCGAUUCAAGAGAAUGCCAGGAAAACGCAGAAGAUGGCCUCGUUGCCUACUCGGGCCAGGACAAGGGACCACAGAGGCGUCAUCUGGGACCAACUUUGGAGGAAGUUCUAGAGAUCAAACGGUUGGCCCGAGACAGGGGGUUCUCACAAAGAGGUCCAAACGACGAUGACUGUGUGGAGUCGAAUGCUCAUGAGACAGAUCCGAACAGUCCGAGCCAGGAACAGAUCAAGGUUUUGAAGAACUACGGCAUUUCGAUUAUUCCUUCGACCAAGAUUGAGGCCUCACUGCUCAUCAGGGAAAUGAGAGACAUGCAGAUUGCAGAGAGAUUCGGUUUGUCGACACUGAACAAGUGA